AUGCCUGGGUCAAGGUCACGAGGUCUGAAGAGCUGGCCUUGUUGGACUCAGUCGGCAACGACUGCAACACCACAACGCUUCAGAUGGCUGCGGUGCUUCAUGACAUGGGGUAAGGCUACCUACUUGACCGGGGAUGAAGUUGAUGAGGGUGACGAGGGCAAGCAGGAUGACGAUGACGAAUCUAUGCCCGAGGAGGAGGUGGUCGUUCUCCACGAGGCCUAUGUAGUGCAGGAAACAACGAAAGCUAAGUACCGUGAGGUCGCUAAGGCUAGUGGUGUUGAUCCUCGUGUCGUGCAAGACAACCGUCCUUGCAUCAAGGACAACAAGCAGGCGCUAGAGGACCGUGUAUCGUGA
This is a messenger RNA of Symbiodinium necroappetens, 354 nucleotides long. NCBI's taxonomy places the organism in Eukaryota, Dinophyceae, Suessiales, Symbiodiniaceae. The record is from the annotation of a GenBank genome assembly.